AUGGUCUACCGCGCAAAAGAUAUUUGCUCUGCUGCGUUUUACAACGACGUACAGCGAUUGCGUCUGCUGGCAACCCAAGGAGUGCCCGGAGGGGUGAUCGAUAACGAAGAGGACCCCUUGGAGGAUGCGGAGGAGGAGGCCAUCGACGCCAACCCGGAGAUGGUGAACCUCCUCGCGCAAUACGAGCUCGGCGCCGCCUCGGAUGAUGACUACGAGGGGGGAAAAAACGACGCCGCGCAGGUGGACGACGACGUGGACGACGAGGAGUUGCAGCAAGCCGACUUGGCGCUUUUUCGUCGGAUUGUUCGCCGCGAGAUACGCGAGGCGGCGCUGGCGCGGAAUCUCAACACCCCUGGGUUGCUCCAGGUUGGUACGAAUCCGGUGGAGAUCACCCCCCAUGGCGUUUUUUUCUCCAUCCGUGAAGACCCCCAGGGGGGGAGCGGCGAGGCUGGCGGCCCUUCCCAAGGGGAAUCCUCACGAGACACCGGGGAAGAGGCCGUCAUCCCCCUACGGGUGAGUUGGAAGCCGAGCAAACGAAGUCCGCUGCGGGCCUCCCCGCUGCACUGGGCGGUGCUCGGCCGUUCCCACGAGGCGAUUCGGCUGCUCAUCGAACUCGGCGCGGAUGCCCGGCAGGAAAUUCACCAGGACGUCGGCUUCACCCCCGACCUCCUUCCCUCCCCCACGAUGAACCACACGGCGGAGCGAGGGGGGUGCCCGAUUCGCGGGCUCACCCCUGAAGAACUGGCGAUCGCGAAUCGCUCCGACGCGACUUUAAAAGUCCUCCGAGCGGCGGUCGCCACGCGAAGUCAAAUCUUGGAGCGGCGUAGUGAAGAGAAGCAGAACAUCGAAGGUCGCCUGGAGCAGCGAAAGGCGCGGCGGGAAAAAGAGCGCCUGUCGAGAGAGCAGCGUCGGAUGCAGGAGGAGGAGUUCGAGGAGAGCGCCUACAGCGGCAAUGGGGGAUCGGAGGAACCCGAACAGUACUACCACACCUAA
Phytomonas sp. EM1 is the source of this 993-nucleotide messenger RNA. The record is from the annotation of a GenBank genome assembly. NCBI's taxonomy places the organism in Eukaryota, Euglenozoa, Kinetoplastea, Trypanosomatida, Trypanosomatidae.